Cyprinodon tularosa is the source of this 10807-nucleotide messenger RNA. Its product is annotated as piezo-type mechanosensitive ion channel component 2. Lineage: Eukaryota; Metazoa; Chordata; Actinopteri; Cyprinodontiformes; Cyprinodontidae. The record is from RefSeq and is a predicted model, not a curated record. The transcript is spliced from 55 exons. Bases 568 to 9663 code for a protein of 3031 amino acids.
UCCUCCUGUUGGACAACCGAGUCAACAGCAGAAGUCAGAAAGUCAAAUUUCUGUAAGGGGGGUCUUCUGGCUCAAAUGUGGACUUUUCCGCCGUUUCUGCUCCCUGUUCCCACCAUCCAGAGCUGGGGGGUGUAAUUAAGACCGAGUUAUAGUCCGCUGAUUUCUAGUUAAAGUUUUUAUGUGACUUAAAGGAGGUUAAUUGGACUUGCGGACUUGUUGGCUCCUCUCUCCGGUUGUUUUGCGCUGCGUAAAAACGCAGCUCGUCUACGCGUCUUAAUCCGCCAGCAUGACCGCAGCGCAUCUUUGGUUUUAAAACUGUCAUGCGGGCAACAUUACGGGGGUGACAUCCCCUGCUGUGGCGACCCUCGGUGAAUGCGCUUCCUGCGUCCUUCCUGUGGAAUGGCCGGAGUCCAGGUGUCUGCAGCAGCGGGGAACCGAUGCGGCCGCCCGGAGGAGCCAGCCGGGAAGUGACGGAGCGCAUCAGACUGGGAUGCAAGAGAGAGCCUGACCACAGAGGGACAAUCUCCAGCUUCUUUUACCUGGACUCUGUACGGGCCCCCAGGAGCCAUGGCCUCUCAGAUGGUGUGCGGGCUCAUCUUCAGGCUGCUGCUGCCUACUUGUCUCGCAGCUGCUUGUCUGUUCAGGUACAAUGUCCUGUCCUUUGUCUACCUCAUCUAUCUCCUGCUUCUUCCGCUCUUUCCAGAGCCGACAAGCACAACAAUGCAAGGCCAAACAGGUCAUCUGCUGCAGUCCCUCUGCUUCACCAGUAUGUCCUUCCUGCUGCUGCACAUCAUCUAUCAGAUUACCAUCAACAGCCUCCUGGCUGGGAACUCCAUCUCCUCUGACUUCAACUGUUCUUCAUGGGAGAGAUCCAUACGACAGAUUGGCUUUGAAAGUGUUAUUGGCGCAGAUGCAGGGAACGGCAUCCGAGUGUUUAUCCCUGACAUCGGCAUGUUCAUGGUCGGCCUGGCCAUCUGGCUGCUGUGUCGCAGUCUGGUCCAGAAGAGGCCGCCUGAGGAAAUGGGCCAGUACAACGCAGACUUCGAUGCAGAGGAACAAGAGGACGAGGAGAAGCCGAGUCCAUAUGAUGACGAUGUCCUGCUGGAGGACGACCUGGAGGCAGGUUAUGAGGCAGGGGAGGAUGAGGAGAACGAGGAGCUUUUUGAUGAAGAUGAGGAGGAUGAAGAGGAGGAGGAGGAGGAAGAGGCAAAAGAAAGUACUAAGAUGAAGAUCCUGCGAAUGGUGGCAGAAGUGGCUUCAAAAGUGAAGGAGAUCAUUGGGAAUCUGAUCACCACUGCAGGGAAAGUGGUGGUCACCAUCCUGCUGGGCAUGACAGGGAUCAUGCUUCCCUCGCUGACUUCUUUUGUUUACUUCUCCAUCUUCCUGUUCCUGUGCACCUGGUGGUCUCUCUGCCGGACCUUUAACACCCUCAUAUUCAGCUGCAUGUGUGUCCUGAUGGCCAUCUUCAGUGCCGGACAUCUUGUGGUGCUUUACCUUUACCAGUUCCAGUUUUUCCAAGAGUCCAUCUCACCAAACGACACAUACGUCAGGGUCUUUGGUAUCGCCCCCAUUGUCCAGACCAACUGUUCCUGCACGUGGAAGCUCACGGUGCACCCGGAUCGUAAGUGGUACCACUUUGUCAAUCCCAUCAUGCUGCUAAUCCUCUAUUACACCCUGGCCACACUCAUCCGCCUUUGGCUGCAGGAGCCCAUCGACCAACUCAUGGAUGAUAAGGAUGAAGAUAUGUAUGAGGAAGAGGAGCAGACUGGAAACGGACUGAAUAACUUUGCCAACAGGAAGAGGCAGCUGUGGUGGGAAUCUCGCCAAGGCACGGACGAGAAAAAUCUUCUCUCAACCCAGGAUGGAAUCAGUACAACUGAGGUUGUACCCACCUCAAAUGGAACCUCUUUUGACUUUGUUACUAAUGGACCGCUUGCUUUGGACUUGUACUCGACACCCCAAUAUAAACUGGACAAGCUCACUGACUGUACAGAGAAGAAAGAGGAGUCUGUGUAUGAAGUGAGCUUACCCCCAGAAGAUUCGGCACUGAAAGAGUCAGAGGAUGAGGAGAAUGACAUUAAGAAAAAAGGAGUCGGAGCAAUGGUUAAAUUCUUCCAUUUCAUCAUGAAACAGAGCUACAUAUGUGCUCUAAUAGCCAUGAUGGCGUGGAGCAUCACAUAUGUCAGCUGGCUGACUUUCGUCUUCCUCAUGUGGUCCUGUGUGCUGUGGAUGGUGAGGGACCGGAGACGUUACGCCAUGCUGUCGUCUCCUUUCAUGGUGGCCUACGGCAAUCUGGUGAUAGUGCUGCAGUAUAUUUGGAGUUUCGAGAAUAUGCAACCAGUCGCAGGAUUCUUUGUUACGAAGAAAAACCCCUUCCACUCCCUUUCAUCCAAGAUGAUGUGUCUGGUGACAUUCUGGUUGCUGCUGAGACAAACACUAACCGAGAGACAGGAAAAACAAAAAGAAGAGAACACAGGUCUCUUGGAUGUCUUGGUGGACAGUCAGAAGAAGGAGGAGGAAAAAGACAAAGAGGAGGGAGGGGAGCAGGACCUCCUGCAUGUUCUUGGCAGCUUGGUGAUGGGUGUUCUCGUCAAAUACUGGAUCUACAUCUGUGGUGGGAUGUUUUUCAUCGUCAGCUUUGAAGGGACAAUCGUCAUGUACAAGAUCAUCUACAUGAUGAUGUUACUCUCCUGUGUGGCUCUGUACCAGGUGCACUAUGAGUGGUGGAGAAGGAUCCUAAAGUACUUUUGGAUGACUGUAGUGAUGUACACCAUGCUGGUCCUUACCAUUAUCUACACCUUCCAGUUUGACGGUUCUAAAGAAUUCUGGGAAUCAGCACUGGGUAUGAAAGAUGAGGACAAGUUAAAGGACUUGGGUCUGGAGCGGUUUUCAGUGUCCAUGCUCUUCACCAGGAUCUUCAUUCCCACCUCCUUCCUCUUAGCGUGUAUUCUCCACCUGCACUACUUCCACCAACCCUUCCUCCAGCUCACUGAUCUCCAGGCCGUGAUCGCCAAAGAAGAAAGCACCAUCUACAGACUGGCAGAGCCUGCUGCAAGCCUGGAGGACCUCACCAUGCUCAGUGCCAGCUCGAUUGAGGCUACGCUGCCCAAAGAGAAGGAGGAGAAGGAGGAGGAGCAGCAGAGCUGGGGCUCAGGGAACGAGACGGAGCAGGCCCUUGUUGUUGUGACGGACACUGUCGACAGCAUGAGUGACGAGAAGCCCAAAAGCUUCUCCGACCAACGCCAGUCCAGCACAGAGGACAGUCAGCGCUGCAGCGCUGCAACAGAGCCAGAGCCGAGCACAGAGGAGAGCUCAGAUUUUAAGAAUAAGUGGCACCUGGUGGUCGACCGCCUCACCGUGCUCUUCCUCAAGUUCCUGGAGUACUUCCACAAACUGCAGCUCUUCAUAUGGUGGCUACUGGAGAUCCACAUCAUCAAGAUCGUAUCUUGUUACAUUGUUAUGGUCUGCAUCAACGAGGUGUCUUUGCUCAAUGUUGUGUUCCUGGCAUCGUGGGCCUUUGCACUGCCCUACAGCCAGUAUCAACCCCUUGCUUCCAGUGUUUGCACUGUCUGGACGUGUGUCAUCAUUGUGUGUAAAAUGCUGUACCAACUGAAGACGAUAGUGCCCCAACAAUACAAUUGCACAGUUCCAGAUACCUACACAAAGCCUCAGAGGGAACAGCUAGAGAAAUAUCCACUGUAUCAGAAGGCAUCUGAUUGGAAUGGCAACUGGGUGGGCCUGGAGAAGACUCAAAUUGACCUGCUGCAAUACCUCAGGGAGAACCUGUUGAUGUUGGCGCUGUUGGCGUUUGAGGUGACCAUUUAUCGUCAUCAGCAGUACUUCAGAUUAAGGAACAAACUGUCGCCUCCGGCGGCCAGGAUCAUCUUCCAUGACAUCACUCGCCAGCAUCUUGACAUUGGCAUCGUCAGCUUUGUGAAAUACUUCAUCAACUACUUCUUCUACAAGUUUGGACUUGAAACAUGUCUCCUGCUGGUUGUAAACAUCAUUGGCCAGCGUAUGGACUUCUAUGCCAUGCUCCAUGCCUUUGCCCUUAUAGCAGUCAUGUACAGACGUCGAAGAAAGGCCAUCGCUGAAAUCUGGUCAAAGUACUGCUUCUUCCUUGCAAGCAUGCUUACUUUCCAAUACUUUGUCUGCAUCGGGAUCCCGCCUAAUGACUGUAAAGAAUAUCCCUGGAGGUUUCCGAACUCUACAACAGACCCAAAUGUGAUAAAGUGGCUCUAUAUUCCAGAUUUCCAUACCAAGCCCAAUCCACAUUUCCUUGCCUACGACUUUGCUUUGCUGCUCUGCGCCUCUCUCCAGAGGCAGGUCUUUGAUGAUGAAAACAAGGCAGCUGUCCGCAUCAUGGCCGGUGACAAUGUGGAGAUCUGCAGAGACCUGGACGCCGCCUCCUUUAGUGUCCAUAACCCCGUCCCAGACUUCAUCCACUGCAGGUCGUACCUCGACAUGCUGAAGGUCAUCAUGUUUAGCUACCUAUUCUGGUUCGUCCUCACCAUUAUAUUCAUUACGGGGACUACCCGGAUCAGUGUCUUUUGUAUGGGUUACCUGGUGGCCUGCUUCUACUUCCUGCUUUUUGGUGGUGACCUGUUGCUAAAGCCAAUCAAGAAGAUCCUCCACUACUGGGACUUCCUGAUCGCCUACAACAUCUUUGUAAUCACAAUGAAGAACAUUUUGUCAAUCCUGGCUUGUGGCUACAUCAACUCCCUGAUCCGGAACCAAUGCUGGUUAAUCCAGUUGUUUAGUCUGGCAUGCACCAUCAAAGGUUAUGAAAUAAACUCAGAAGAAUAUAAAGAUGCCAUCAAAGACUGUGAGCUGCCCAAAGAUGAGGCAGGCAUAAUAUGGGACAGUAUCUGCUUCGCCUUCCUGUUGCUGCAGAGACGUGUCUUCAUGAGCUACUAUUUUCUCCACGUGGUGGCAGAUAUCAGAUCAUCUCAGAUCCUCGCAUCCAGAGGAGCAGAGCUUUUCCAGGCCACUAUAGUGAAGGCAGUGAAAGCCAGACUGGAGGAGGAGAGCAAAUCUGUAGAACAGCUAAAGCGACAGAUGGACCGCAUUAAGGUGAGGCAGCAAAAGUUUAAGAGGGGCAAGGAGAAGAUGCUCUGCCUGGCCCAGGAGUCCGCCGACGGACAGACGCACGUCCGGCCUGAGGAGGAAGAUGAUGAUGAUGGAGCACAGCGAGCGAAAGCCAAGACCAAAAAAAAGCAGUGGUGGAGGCCGUGGGUUGACCAUGCUUCCAUGGUUAGAAGUGGAGAUUAUUACCUGUUUGAAACUGAUAGUGAGGAAGAAGAGGAGGAGGAGGAGAAAAAAGAUGAAGACCCACCAAAGAAGUCGGCUUUUCAGCGAGCGAUUGGGAAGUUUGUCUCAGCUGUUCUGGCUUUGCCUAAGUCUAUCAUUAGGCUGCCUAAAACUGUGUUGCAGUAUGUAGUCAAGGCAGGAAAGUUUCUUUACCAGGCCUGGAUCACUGACCCCAAAGCUGCUCUAAAGGCACGAGCCAAAGACAAACGCAAGUUUUGGAAGAAGUACACAAAGAGAGUGAGAAACAGGAAAAGCAAGAAAGAUACAGGUCAUGUUGCCAUAGAGGUGGGGGAGCUAUCAUCAGAUGGACAGGAAAAGGAAGAGGAGAACAAGAAGUCUGCUGGUCCAGACAACAUCAUCAAGCGAGUGUUCAACAUCAUAAAGUUCACCUGGGUGCUCUUCCAGACAACGGUUGAGAGCUUCACCAACUGGAUGAACGACAUGUGCCGGGAGUACAUUGACAUAUCUACGGUGCUUCGUAUUGAGCGAUGCAUGCUGACACGCGAGGUCAAAAAGGGAAAUGUGCCAUCCAGAGAGAGCAUCCAUGUCUACUACCAGAAGGCCAUGAGACUGAACAUCUCCAGGCAGGCAAGCAUUGAUAUGCUCAGUGAUGACGGGUCAGCCUCAGGCUCCACAAAAGGUCGAAGGAGACGAAGAGGGUACCCCUUGGAGAGCCAGGACUCCACAGCCUCCAGAGACAGCAUGUCAAGUGGCUUCACGGAGGCCACCACGCUGAUGUCCUGCCAGUCCACUCUGGAAGACAUUGACCCAAAGCCGGAGACCAUUCCCAAAACCAGUCAGCGUCCCAGGUCCAGCCUACGGAAGAUGUACAGCAUGGACCUGCCCAAUUACUCUGAAGACAGCUGCAGCAGCUUCAUGUCCAGUGAAACCACUCAGUCCGUCCUGAUCUCCUCCAGACAAGGAACCACAGACACCAUUGAGGAAGUGGAGGACGAGCAGGAUCAAGGAGAAGUCAAGCGGCAGCAGGAUUCCCAACAGCAUCAGGAGGAUCAGGAAGCAGGGGGCGAACCAAAGGGCAGAGAGGAGGAACCAAAGGGCAGAGAGGAGGAACCAAAGGGCGGAGAGGAGGAACCAAAGGGCGACGGAGCGGAAGAACCCAAGGACGGAGCGGAGGAACCAAAGGACGGAGCGGAGGAACCAAAGGACGGAGCGGAGGAACCAAAGGACGGUGAGGAGGAACCAAAGGACAGGAGAAGUUUUGAAGACGACGAGGAUGAGCACCGGGAAGGUGAGGAGGUUGGAGGAUGGGAGGUACGAGAAGACCAGGAAAGAGAAAGAGCUCCCUCCGAGGCCUUCAGCCCAGAUGAAGGGCCCUCGAUGAGGCACGAUGAAGCAGAAUACAGUCCCUCUGUUCAGGAGAACGACUCAAUCAGCGGGAGCGAAGGCGGAGGAGGACGGCAGGACUUCGUGCAGACAGAAGGUCAGUCCGUCUUGCUCUACACCCCCGACACAGACGCCUCCAAAACGUCAGAUGCUGAAGUGCCUCCCAGCUACAGUAAGGCGGUGAGCUUUGACCGCCUGGAGGUCAGCGACGAUGAAAGUGAUUCUUACAGGAGGAGGCGCAUGGUCAUGACAUCUGACAGCCAUUCAGACAGCAGGUCAGACAUCAUGCUGCCCUCUAUGACCACUGAGCUGACUGCCAGCGAACUGCUGCUCAACAAGAUGUUCUAUGAUGAGGAGCUGGAAGAGUCAGACCAUUUCUACCAAUCUCAGCCGCUGAUCCUGCAGUUCUGCUACGCCCUCUACAACAUGCUGGUCGCCCACUCAGAGUUUGUUUGCUACUUGGUCAUCAUCAUCAACCACAUGGUGUCAGCCUCCUUCGUCACCCUGGUCCUUCCCAUCACCAUCUUCCUCUGGGCCAUGCUGUCGGUGCCGCGGCCCAGUAAGCGCUACUGGAUGACGGCCAUCAUCUACACAGAGGUUACCAUCGUCAUCAAGUACUUCUUCCAGUUUGGCUUCUUCCCCUUCAACCAGAACAAGCUAGACAGGAAUAAACCAUAUCACCCUCCCAACAUCAUUGGUGUAGAGAAAAAAGAUGGAUACGUCCACUAUGAUCUGGUCCAGUUGCUGGCUCUGUUCUUCCAUAGGUCCAUCCUAAAGUGUCAUGGUCUGUGGGACGAAGACCAGCCCAAAGAGAAGAAGGAGGCGGCUCGUCAGAGCCAGAGCGAAUCUGAGGAAGAGGGGAGAGAGAAGGAGGAAAGCGAGAAGGAGUCUGAGCCGGCCUCAUCGCUGAUCGACACCAGGAGAGGCUCCAGUCACACCUUAAGGUCCAUGACCUUUGGGACCUCCAUUGAUUCAGAGCAGGUCCAGGUGCAUUACUCACAGCCUCAGACCUACCAGAGGAGAAAAAGCUCCAGUGGAGGCUCACAUGUUUCCUAUCGAUCUCGAGUUUCUUCUGCAAGAUCGAAGAGAGGAAGUACGGCUUCCCGCAACAGCAGCCACAAGGACGGCAGUCAGGCCAGUGUCCACCAGAAGACCCGCAAACAGAUGAUCAUGGAGAAGCUGAGGGAGCAGCUCUUUAAAGCCAAGGCUUUCAUCAUAAAGCGGUUUUUGGAGAUCUACCUACCUAUUAAGCAGUUCUUCUACAACCUGAUCCACCCGGAGUACAGCGCCGUCACAGACGUCUAUGUGUUGAUGUUCCUCGCUGACACUGUAGACUUCAUCAUCAUUGUGUUUGGGUUCUGGGCGUUUGGAAAACAUUCGAGUGCGGACAUUACUUCGUCUCUAUCAGAGGAUCAGGUUCCCGGACCCUUCUUGGUCAUGGUUCUGAUCCAGUUCGGCACCAUGGUGGUGGACCGGGCCCUCUACCUCAGGAAGACUGUGAUGGGGAAGGUCAUCUUCCAGGUCAUCUUGGUCUUUGGGAUCCACUUCUGGAUGUUCUUCAUCCUGCCAGGCGUCACUGAAAAACGUUUCAGCGAGAACACGGUGGCUCAGAUGUGGUAUUUCGUCAAGUGUAUCUACUUUGGGCUGUCAGCCUAUCAGAUCCGCUGCGGUUAUCCCACCCGUGUUCUGGGAAACUUCCUCACCAAGAGCUACAACUAUGUCAACCUCUUCUUGUUUCAAGGUUUCCGCCUGGUACCUUUCCUGACGGAGCUGCGAGCAGUGAUGGACUGGGUUUGGACCGACACCUCGCUGUCCUUGUCCAGCUGGAUCUGUGUUGAGGACAUAUAUGCUCACAUUUUCAUCCUCAAAUGUUGGAGAGAAUCUGAGAAGAGAUACCCUCAGCCUCGAGGCCAGAAGAAGAAGAAAGUGGUGAAAUACGGGAUGGGUGGAAUGAUUGUGGUGCUGCUCAUCUGUAUCGUCUGGUUCCCGCUUCUCUUCAUGUCGCUGGUCAAAUCUGUGGCUGGGGUCGUCAACACUCCCCUGGACGUUUCGGUGAAAAUCACCCUGGCUGGCUUUCAGCCCAUCUUCACCAUGAGUGCUCAACAGCAACAGCUCCACACUGCGAACGACACAGGAUUUACUGAAUUUCAGAGACUGAUAGCAAGAGACCAUGACUCCAAAUCUAAUAUGGCGUUAGAGUGGCUGGAGACCUAUAUUAAAGACGAUCUGGUCAUCGCGCAGCUCAAGGGCAGCUCCAACUCUCUGUGGACCAUCAGCCCACCCAGCAGACAAAACCUGAUAGACAUGUUGGGAGCAAAUGAUAAAGCUUUCCAAAUCACUGUCGCCUGGUCUGUGCAAAGGAACCUGAGUCUUGGUGCCAAAGCUGAGACAGCAUCUGGGAAAAACGUGUUAACUCUAGGAAACGACACAAGGCAUGAGCUCAUUACACUUCUCAAUGGGACAGAAGGCAACUUAAAAGUGACUAUCCCAAAGUUGAUUCCGCGCUACAUUCGAGCCCCCAGUGACUCAGAUGCCACUCCUGUCGAACAGCUUGGUGAUGACAACAUGUUUGACGUUUCCCUUAGUCUGAAGCGGGCCCAGGAAUCAUCUGAUCAGAUACAGGAAUGGUGGAUUGUGGACGAGCUUAAACCCGGACCUAUAAUGAUAGAGGGUGAAAAGCAGGAAGCAGGCCUGCACAUCUAUGUGUUUAGUGACCAAGUCAGCCCGCCUAGUCUGGGUUUUCUGGCAGGAUACGGAAUCAUGGGUCUGUACGCCUCCGUUGUUCUGGUCAUCGGCAAGUUUGUGCGCGAGUUCUUCAGUGGCAUCUCCCACACCAUCAUGUUCGAGGAGCUGCCCAACGUGGACCGCAUCCUCAAGCUGUGCACCGACAUCUUCCUGGUCCGAGAGACAGGGGAGCUGGACCUAGAAGAAGACAUGUAUGCCAAACUCAUCUUCCUCUACCGAUCGCCGGAGACAAUGAUCAAGUGGACACGGGAGAAAACUCAGUGAGACGGGAGGUUAACUAACGAGGAUGCUCCAGAGAUGUUCACGGGAUCUGUGUGAUCGCCGCUGAAGCGCAACGAGGAGCAAGGGGCUAGUUUGAGCUCAGACCGCAGUGAUGUAGCACUGGCUUCACACAGAAACAGAGAUUUGAACUAAUACUGGUACUUUUUACUUGUUAAAAACAGGGGACUGGCGCCACAAUGAAAAUCGAGCACAAAGUUGUUACUACUGCUCAGUAGGUCAUAAGGUUUUUGUAGAACGUGGCUGCAGCAUUACUGUUUUAAGGGCUUUCCACUGAUGAGCAUGUGCACAGUGAUAACCAGAGCACAAUCUGUGACACCGCCCACCCCCAACAAUUAGAAACUUUGGAUCUGGGUUUGGUGCAAAACUGAGCCCCCAUUUCUGCAAAGCUUUUUAAGGUUGGGAGCACACAGAAGACGCCAUUGGUGACCAAAAAACAUUAUUUUGCUUUUCAAGAGGCUCUGUGAAACCAAGAAAAGGGAAACUAUUCUGUGACUUUCUUGCCUUUUUGUUUGUUUGUAUGAGUAGAACUGAAAUUGUUCAGAAUCACACAUCUUUCUCAGGAAGAGCUGUUUUCACCAAUACUCGUCAUAUAUGUCGUAUAUGUAGGCUUUAACGGAUCUAAACGAAUGUGAGAUUGUAGAAAAGGUGAGAACUAUUUAAAUGGCAUGAAAAAUAUAAUUAGAUGGACUGAAGUCAAGUUUGUUUACUGCAUCCUGGAGCGGGGGGAGGGGGGUUGUCUAUGUAUUGAAACGACAUCAUUGCCAAUCAACCAUAUCCACUCAAUCUUAAUAAUCAUGACUCUUUCUCUCUCUCCAACACCCGUGGGCCUCGCUGUUUUUAACACAAACACACAGACAGCUGUGAGGGCUACAGUUGUGCAUCCAGAAGAAGAAACUUCCUCACAAAAAGGGCUGAGACACGAGCCCUUUGGCCCAAACUAUGCAUUAAAUAGCAUUUUAGCAUGAGUGAAUAACUUAAUUAUUGCCAUGAUCAUUUUCACAACUUGUACAUACAUGGGGGGGGUUAUGUUAUUUGAAGGGAUGGGUCACUGAGAAAUGAAAUGUGAAAUCCUAGCUGUAUAUUAAGACAAAUUGAUAAGAUGUGCAAAUAAAGAUGUCUUGAAAGG